AUGAAAUUCUUCAUCGCCACCAUCGUAGUGAUCGCCCUCGCUCAAGAGACCUUUGCCCAAGAAGCUAUCAACUUGGAUGUAAUCAGCCAGAAAUUCGAGGAGCUCAAGACCAAAUUGGUUGACCUGCUCAACAACCAGGAUCUUGGCCAGCACACUCACGCCAUCCUAGAGGAGAGGAAGAACCAGAUUGAGCCCAUGAUAAAUAAGGCCCAGGAGCAGAUUAAAAACAUGAAGGAGCAAAUUGAGCCACUGAGCACAAACCUUCGCGCCCAGGUGCAGCCCAUGCUGCAGAUGUUCCAGGAGCAGAUGGAGGCCACCCUCAAGCUGCUGAGUGACCGGGCAAACGUUCUUACCAACUGA
This is a messenger RNA of Nerophis lumbriciformis (worm pipefish), 360 nucleotides long. Lineage: Eukaryota; Metazoa; Chordata; Actinopteri; Syngnathiformes; Syngnathidae. The record is from RefSeq and is a predicted model, not a curated record.